Messenger RNA from Meira miltonrushii, 993 nucleotides. Its product is annotated as mitochondrial carrier. The record is from RefSeq and is a predicted model, not a curated record. Gene Ontology annotation, cellular component: peroxisomal membrane. The transcript has a single exon. Lineage: Eukaryota; Fungi; Basidiomycota; Exobasidiomycetes; Exobasidiales; Brachybasidiaceae. Gene Ontology annotation, molecular function: FAD transmembrane transporter activity; ADP transmembrane transporter activity; NAD transmembrane transporter activity. Bases 1 to 993 code for a protein of 330 amino acids.
AUGGUAAACGAUUCAUUCAUUCAUGCAUGUGCCGGUGGGGCAGGAGGUGUGUUGGCAAUGACGGCAACCUAUCCAAUAAUGACCAUCAGUACGCGUGCAGCAGUUGAAACAAGAAAAGAUCCCGAAAAGUCACUCAUUGAAGCAGCAGGAAGGAUCGUUCAAGAAGAAGGUGUUUCAGGAUUGUAUUCAGGUUUGAAUUCAAGUUUGAUAGGUGUAGGAGUCAGUAAUUUCGUUUAUUAUUUCUUCUUUGAGAAAUGCAGAGAUGUAAUCCUUACUUCCAAAAAUCGUUUAGCAGCCGCAAAUGCUGCAACAGAAGGUGCAAAGAUUGCUGCUGGCGGUGCAUUAACAACACUAGAAAGUAUGCUAGCAGGUGCAAUUGCAGGAUCAGCAACGACUUGUAUUAGUAAUCCAAUCUGGGUUAUCAACACUCGUCAAACUAUACGAACCCAACAGCCUGCACCAUCAAAACAAGGCGGUCAAGUUCAAAAAACGAAAAAGUUAUCUUUCUUUGAAACGAUUGCUCAUGUCAAAAAGACCGACGGUAUUACCGCUUUUUGGAAAGGAUUAGGACCUGCUUUGGUUUUAGUCAUCAAUCCAAUUCUACAGUAUACCGCUUAUGAACAACUACGGGCUCUCGUCUUGGACGGAAAACGAAAGCGUGGAGCAAUUGCUCGUUUGUCUGAUAUAGAAGUUUUCUUGUUGGGCGCUUUGAGUAAGCUCUUCGCUACCGGCCUAACGUACCCUCAAAUCGUUAUCAAGAGUAGACAGCAAAGUGGUGGAAAAGGAUCUAGCAACGUUUGGACAGCAAUGACUGAUAUCGUGAACAGGGAAGGUCUUAAGGGAUUAUACAAAGGAAUCUUUACCAAAUUGAUUCAAAGUGUUUUGACUGCCGCUCUAUUAUUCGCAAGCAAAGAACGUAUCUAUGAAAUAACCAAAAAGGCUCUUGUUCCUGUCGCUGCAGCUGCUGCUCAAGCCCCUGGUGUAAAAAAUUAA